This is a messenger RNA of Amyelois transitella, 1324 nucleotides long. RefSeq lists its product as uncharacterized. NCBI's taxonomy places the organism in Eukaryota, Metazoa, Arthropoda, Insecta, Lepidoptera, Pyralidae. The coding region runs from base 172 to 1128 and encodes 318 amino acids. The transcript is spliced from 5 exons. The record is from RefSeq and is a predicted model, not a curated record.
UCAAAGUAAUGCAAAAGCAGAGGAAGGAUAGAAAUAAUGAAAAACUUAGCUCAGCAGAAAUUUAAUUUACACUUGCAAAGUUAGAUUAAAAAGCCUAUAUUUAUUAUUAUUAUUGGCAUUCCAAGCUUUUUAAAAUAAUUCAAAUAUGUUUCUCUACCUGCAAACAACACAAUGCAAAAGCUGACAAAAGAAAAGAGAAGGUUAAAUAGAAGAAUACGAAACAUUCAAAGAAGUGCAAUAGAAAGAGGCUUAGACAAAGAAUUGUUAAAACAUUAUAAUUACAUCUGUAAUUAUGAUCACGAAGCUGCUGCUUUGAAGGGUUCAAAUAGGAAGUUAAUACUGAUAUCAGUCACAUUAUUUAUCUUAUUAGUUAUUAGUGGCAUUGCAGUGAAUACUAUUUUAAGCUCUAGAUGUGUGUUACCUAGUAAUUAUUUGGUGUGGGAGGCGACGCGGCCUCUCGCCGAUUGUGUCUAUUGCGAGAAUGUUACGAAACCUAUUAUUCUACAGAACGUCACGCGGCGGAAUUUCGCUAGUUUUGCAUAUUCAUCAAAACCCAUAAUAGUAAAAAAUGCAAUAAAACAUUGGAAGGCAGCUAAGGAGUUAAAUUUUAACACAUUUAAACAACUAUAUCAGCAAACAGUGGGCAGUUACGAAAGCCUUGAAGAAGGGUGCCAAUUCCUUAACUUUAAAACUGAUCUUUUUACCUUGAAAGAAGUGUUUGAGAUGCCAGAAGCUAGGAUAAGAAAUGAUCCCGGAGAAAAGCCGUGGUAUGUGGGGUGGGGUAAUUGCCAUCCAGAUAUUUUAUCAAGAGUGAGACAGUAUUAUAGUGUGCCAGAGUUUCUUCCCCAAGAUGCAGAGUUUCCCGCUACAGAAAACAUAUUUUUUGGAUAUGAAAUGGGAGCUGUUAUGCAUUUGGACUAUAUCCCAAGACUGAUGUGGCAGGGCCAAGUGAGAGGGAACAAAACAUGGUCUGUUGCACCUGUGCCUGAGUGUGAUCAUAUUUGCCAUAAAUUUGAGUAUUAUGUUGAACCUGGUGAUGUAGUUUUGCUGGAUACUCGUAUUUGGUACCACGCGACAAGCAUUCCUAAGGGUCAGUUCUCACUGACCGUGCAAUCUGAAUACGGAUGAACUUACUUUUAUAAAGCUUUCUAAGUACAAAAUAUUUUUACAUAUCGAGAUGCCAAAUUUUACUAUAUCUUCUUUAUUUAUAUAAGCUAUUUAUUCCUUUUUACACUUGAAAUGUGCCAUUACAUGUAGUGCAACUACUAAGCUUUAAAUUAUUGCAAUAUUUUUUAUUAUAAUAUUUAUUUCUUAUGAAAUGGUU